AUGCCAGCCAGCAAGGGAGCGACAAUUUUUAGGCGACCGACCGAUAGCCAGGUGCCGCAUACCAGGCCGAUAUUCCCUCACGACAGGAAUCAGGAUGUCACGAAUCCUUUGCGAUGGGGAUCUGCGUUCCUGAAUCGUACUUUUUGAAACAUCCGUGACACAUGAAGUCGAAGAACAACUUCAAGUGCUUCCUCCGAUGUGCUCUGAUCAUAACAGCUUCAUCUGUUCCACGCUUCAUAAUAACCUUGGCUGUGCAUUGUGAGCCUGAGCGAAUGUGAUAUGUUUUACAAUUACAUCAGGAUCAGGUACAGCUGCUGCUUGGGACUCGGAUCAUUUCGUACCAAACGCGUCGCCCCCAGCAUCGCAGCGCAGUGAAGCAGGGUCGACCUGUCCUCUGGGAAAUCAUAGGCCCAGUCGCCCGACGAGUUCAGCAUCGCAGAACUCGAUGGGAGCGCAUCCUCGCUGGGCCGCCGAUGCUUCCAAUACGCAUGGCGGGCUAGGACAGAUUCCUCUCCCGAAGAAAUUUGAUAGGGUCAAAUGA
Molecule: messenger RNA, 541 nt
Organism: Amoebophrya sp. A25
Lineage: Eukaryota; Dinophyceae; Syndiniales; Amoebophryaceae
Source: the annotation of a GenBank genome assembly